Messenger RNA from Drosophila eugracilis, 1245 nucleotides. RefSeq lists its product as uncharacterized. NCBI's taxonomy places the organism in Eukaryota, Metazoa, Arthropoda, Insecta, Diptera, Drosophilidae. The transcript is spliced from 2 exons. Gene Ontology annotation, biological process: DNA integration. Bases 19 to 1014 code for a protein of 331 amino acids. The record is from RefSeq and is a predicted model, not a curated record. Gene Ontology annotation, molecular function: nucleic acid binding.
CGACCAAUUCCGCCAUUGAUGGGUCCGUUGCCAGAGGACCGGCUGGAGCCGAAUGGAUGGCCAUUCAAGUAUACUGGCUUGGACUACUUUGGUCCGCUGUUUGUGACGAUUGGACGUCGCACUGAGAAGAGGUGGGUCGCACUCUUUACUUGUCUAACCACCAGGGCUGUCCACCUGGAGAUAGCCCACGAUUUGUCAACAGAUUCCUGCAUCAUCGCUAUGAGGAAUUUUAUGUGCCGCCGUGGACCGGUGGUCAGAUUGAGGAGCGACAAUGGAAAGAACUUUAUUGGAGCAGAUCGUGAGGCCAGAAAGUUCGAUGAAGUCUUCGAACCAGAAAAGAUCCAGGAUGAGCUGUCAUCCAAAGGAAUCGAAUGGAUCUUUAACUGUCCCGCGAACCCAGCUGCCGGCGGCAUCUGGGAAAGGAUGGUCCAAUGUGUGAAGAAGGUGCUCGCGCAUACUGUGAAGGAGGUGGCUCCUAAGGAACACGUCUUGGAGAGCUUUCUUAUUGAGGCGGAGAAUAUUGUUAAUUCUCGUCCGCUUACCCACCUUCCAGUCACUGUGGAUCAGGAGGCACCGCUAACGCCCAACGAUCUGCUAAGAGGAGUGGCUAAUGUUCCGGACCUUCCUGGAGAUCGCGGAGAGCAGCCUGUCAAGUGCGCUACUAGGAAGCAGUGGCGUAUCGCACGGAUGAUGAGAGACAGAUUUUGGAAACGUUGGGUACAUGAGUAUCUACCGACGCUUGUUCGCAGGGAGAAAUGGUGCGAGCAUGUCGAGCCUAUGCGCCCAGGGAAUCUCGUGUACAUCUGUGAUCCGGCCAUCCCUCGUCGAGAAUGGAGGAAAGGCGUCGUGGAGGAAGUGUACCCAGGAGCGGAUGGAGUACCACGACGAGCGGCGGUACGCACUACCAAUGGCGAUCGAGCUAAGUUAAUCAUGCGUCCCAUCUCCAGAUUGGCUAUCCUGGAUGUGGUGAAUGCAGUUGCUUCACCGGGGUGGGGAUGUCGUGGAACGGAUUAACAUAUCGCUCAAGGUUUAGUAAAUUUAAAUGUAGCGCCAAGUAUUUCAGUAUUUGUUAUCGAUGUUGUAAAUCGUUAGAGAGAUCAUAUUGUAAAGCUAAAUGCGGUCACACGAAAUGGUGAAUUGUAAGCCAGAAUCUCCCGCUCAGAUUUAUUCCGAUUGGAGAGAUCAAAGAGACUGGGAGGCGAGACUGCGAAUAAAACAUCGUCGUUUGUUUAUGCUAUUGUUCUA